Messenger RNA from Peromyscus californicus insignis, 6381 nucleotides. RefSeq names its product ring finger protein 227 (gene Rnf227). The coding region runs from base 4395 to 4970 and encodes 191 amino acids. The transcript is spliced from 2 exons. Gene Ontology annotation, molecular function: ubiquitin protein ligase activity. The record is from RefSeq and is a predicted model, not a curated record. Lineage: Eukaryota; Metazoa; Chordata; Mammalia; Rodentia; Cricetidae. Gene Ontology annotation, biological process: protein ubiquitination.
CCUGCCUCUGCCUCCCAAGUGCUGAGUGCACACCUUUAAUCCCAGGGUAUUAUCUUAAUCAUCAAGAUAACAGGGUAGUAUCUACUUCUGUUAUCUGUUAGUAAAUAAACCAAUCAUCCCAAAAUCUAGUGACUUGAAACAACUUUUUAAAAUGAAAUUGAGCCAGGCGGUGGUGGUGCACACCUUUAAUCCCAGCACUCGGGAGGCAGAGGCAGGUGGAUCUCUCUGAGUUUAAGGCCAGGCUGUUCUACAGAGUGAGUUCCAGGACAGGCUCCAAAGCUACACAAAGAAACCCUGUCUUCAAAACAAAACAAAACAAAAAUGAAAUUGAGGUGAGGUGGGAGGAGGGCUGAAGAGAUGACUGAACAGUUUAGAUGCACACUGCUCUUGCAGAGGACCCAUGUCCUUCUGUGGCUCUUCAGGUGGUUCACACCCCCAUAACUCCACCCUGGGUGGCGUCUGACACCCUCUUUUGCCUCAGCAGGCACCUGUAUAAACAUAUAUACACACACGGGGCGGGAGGUGGGGGAGAGGAAUUAAAAAUAAUUUAAAAACAAAUGUAUACAUUACCCAUUUUUUUUUUCAUGAUUCCGUGAGUUGGCCAGGACUUGGGUUCGUUCAUGUGGCUGUAUUCACUAAGCAGGUUAACUGAGCAGGAAUAUUCCAGAUGGCUUCAGUAGCAUGUCAGGACUAGCCAUUGCCUGGGGUGCAUCCAUUUCCUUCCACAGUGCUUAGGUCUAACCCUACUUCCUUCUGUGGUGAUUUGAGGGCAACCUUCCAGCAGAUAGAGGUGCAAUGCUGUGGAAGCCGAGGCUCCAGAACACACACACACACACACACACACACACACACACACACACACACGAUUUCUGCUUCAUGCUAGUAACUGGUCAAGGCUGGUCACAAAGCCAUCCUCCAUUGCUGAGAUAGGGAAGUAGAUUCUUUUUGUUUGUUUGGAAACAGUCUCACUGUGUAGUCUGGGUGGUCCACAAACUCCCAAUCCUUCUGUCUCAGCCUCCUAAGUGCUGGGAUUACAGUUGUGUGCCACCAUGCCUAGUCUAGGCCCUGACUGAUGAUGCGGUGGCAAAGGAUCCGGGAGCCACCCAACAACACUCACUACAUUAAGAGAUUUUACAGAGGAGUGGAAGCGGUGAUAGAAUGCGAUGGGUUGAGAUUGGAGAGCUCUCUGUAAAUACCACCAUGGGGGAAGCUUGUAGAACGCCAGCGUUUUGAAUUAACUGGAUAGGGAGGUGAGAGAUGACGAGAGCUUGGACCAGGAGGGUGGGCAAGAGGUGGAGAUAAGUAGGUGGGUUGGCUAUUAAAGGGACAGAAUGACCUGGGCUUGGAGAUGGGUCAAUAAAGGACUGUGAAGGGAAGGGAGAGCUUAAGGGUUUCACCCAGGGUGAUGGAGCUAGCAGAGGAAGGGAGUGAAAAGCCGGAAGAAGGUCUGGCUCGGGAAAGGGAAUCACCAGUCUGGGUUCUUGGUGAUAAAGGCUGUGGAGCAGGUGACGUGAUGAGCGGCUUAGAGGGACCCUUGGUGGGGAGACGCUUCGGACUGGUUUUAUUCUACCUUCCAUAAUUAAGAUUUGGGUUGGGGAGAUGACUUGCUGGGUAAGGUGCCUGAACGCAAGUGUGAGAACCUCAGUUUGAAUCCACAGACCUCACAUAAACUGAGCGUCAUGAUUGAGUGUCUGUAAUCACAUUUCUCCUACAGCAGGUGGGAGGUGAAUACAGGAGAAUCCUCAGAAUCCCAGAAGCUUGUGGGCCAGCUAUCCUGGCGUACAAACCUGUGAAAUCCUGUCUUAAGCAAGGUUAGGCUGGGCAUGGUGGUGCAUGCUUGUAAUCCUAACACUCUGAGACAGAGGCAAGCAGAACUCUGUGAGUUUGAGGCCAGCCUGGUCUACAUAGUUCCAGGUCAGUCAGGGCUACAUACUCUACCUCAAGAACACACACCCACUACCAACAACAGGAAAAGCCAAAGAGGGUGCACAUGAGGACCCCUGCGGUCAUCCUCUGGUCUUCACACAUGUGCCGUAGCAUGAAUUACACACAGGAAUCCACACACAUCAUAAACAUGGACAUCCAUACAAGCACAGAUUAAAAUUUACCCUCAGUUGAAGUUUGUUUUGUAUGUAUGCGUGCAUGUGUGUGUAUGUAUGGCAGGUGUGUGCAGGUGUGUGGAGUCUAGAAAAGAUUCACAUCUGAAGCUAGAGUUACAGGCAAUUGUAAGCUGCCCCACAUAGGUGCUGGGAACUGAACUCAGGUCCUCUGGAAGAGCAGCAGAUGUUCUUAAGCACUGAGCCACCUUGCCAGCCUCCUGAAGAUAUUUUAAAAUGUGAGGCUCACCUUUCCAAAGAAAAGUCCUACAAAAGGUUUGAAUUAUGACAGUGUCACUGGAAUAAGUGGACGAGUUCUCCCAAGUGACCAUGAAAGCAACCAAGCUCCUAAAUUCUUACCAUCUGCUUGAUGGUACACCAAAAUAAUGGCAAACCAAAGCAGGAUGUGAUGGCACACACCUCUAACCCUAGCACUUGGGGAGCAGACGUAGGAAGGAUCAGGAGUUGAAGGUCAUUUUCAGCUCUCUGUAGAGUUCCAGGCCAGUCUCAGGCCACCAGUCUGUGCUGCUCUCACAGAGGACCCAGUGUCAUCCUAGAACCCACGUUGGGCAGUUCACAUCCACCUGUACCUCCAGCUUCAGGAGAUCUGACACCCACUUCUGGGCUCCGGGGGCUCCUGCACUCAUGUGCACACGCACACAGACCCACAAACAUACAUAAUGAAAUAUAAAAUAAACCUCAGGUAAAUCUCACAAAAAGAUUCCUUUCCAAAGCUAUAAUUCCGGGCUCUGGAAGCUGAGGUAGGAGGACCGCCAUGAGUCUGAGACCAGUCUAGGCUACACAGUGAAUUCCGAAUUAGACUGGGUAAAAGAUUACCUUGGUAGGCAUGGUAAUAAACGCCUUUAAUCCCAGCACUCGGCAGACAGAGGCAGGCCGAUCGUUUGUGAGUUUGAAGCCAAACCAGAACUACACACAGAGUUCCAGCCCAGCCAGGGCUACAUAGUGAGACCCAGUCUCAGAAAACAAAACCAAGAUUACCCUCCAGGUUUUAACAACUCUAAUGUUACAAAACCAAGCGAGCUCUACCUUACCUGUGAUGGACCAGGAAAUGCUAUGCAUAUAGAGAAACCCGUCUUGGAUAAACCAAGAGAUGCUUUAUGUGAAAUACUGGGUACCCGAGAAGUUAAAGGGAACACAAUGCACGUUUGGAGCCAGGGAUGAUAACGAUAAUAAUAGGUAUUGCUUAUCUAGUGUUUACUGUGUCCCGGGUGUCAUUUAAAACACCUUACAAACACAAGCUCUUUCGAUCCUUACUAUUAUUAUCCACAUUUUGUAGAUGAGGAAAUCAAGGCCCAGAGAAAUUAAGUAACUUGCCUGUGAUGUCACAACCAGGAUUGGUACUCUAGCCAGCUGUCUCAAGACUUGUUUAUUAUCCUCUGCAACAGAACCUGGGCUACCAGUACAAGAGAAGAUGAGGAGGCUGCUUGGGUGUGGGCACCACACCAUGAGGGAAUGUGGGUUGUGAGCACCACGUCCUGUUUACCUGUGCGAGAAGUCAGACCCCUGAGUCAGAAGUCAUGCAGGGCUGCUUCGUUUCAACCAUCAUACUGUGUGGGUGUCUGAGCCUGGAUACUCUGGAAGGAAAAGAUUCCCAGCAUUCCUAAGGCCAUGCUCCUGGAAUCUGAGUCCCUCCUUAGGCCGAGAUGUUAGCUGCUGGAAUCGAACUCUUUGAUGGAGGAUGAAAUUUAAGGAGCCUUACGAGAACCCAAGAGGUCAUGUAUAAAAAAGAGAGGCGAGGGCGGCAUGAAUCCAAACAUCCAGAAACCCAAUUAAAAUUGGGCAGAACCAGUAGUAAACCUGGCAUGUGUAGCCUGUUUGUGGGAGGUUGAGAAAGAGUAUGAACAUGUGACAAGUAGGCUAAGAGGGCCCUUGAGACUCGAGCCAGUGGCUGUGUGCAAGAGGGGACCUGGGGAUCUGCUCCACGUUUAAUUAUGGCGCCGGUGGGUGUUUUGCUGGGGGGGAGGAGUUCGCCAAGGGGGCAGUGGGUGGUGCGUGUCCCCCUCUCCUCCCCUCGGGCAGUUCUGGCAUCGUGUGGGCAUUCACCCCGCUUGCGCCCCCACUCAGUGCAUUCCCAGCCUCGCGCCUCCACCGCCCCGACGCGUGCCACGGAAGGGAGCGGCCGAUCUGGUGCGUGACGCCUCGAGGGUGGGGCCUCACUAUUAAAAGGGGACCGAGGCGGCGGCGCCGGCCCCAGGCCCCAGCCCUGGCCCAAGGAGGGCCGCUUGUUCUGUCUCCUAGCCGCCGCGGGAUCGACGUCCCCGGGUCGCCGCGGCCACCAUGCAGCUCCUGAUGAGGGUGCCUUCUCUUCCCGAGCGGGGUGAGCUGGACUGCAACAUCUGCUACCGACCCUUCAACCUUGGGGCCCGCGCGCCCCGCCGCCUGCCCGGCACGGCGCGCGCCCGCUGCGGCCACACACUGUGCACCGCUUGCCUGCGCGAGCUGGCGGCGCGGGGCGACGGCGGCCGCACGGCCGCGCGCGUGGUGCGCCUGCGCCGCGCUGUCACGUGCCCGUUCUGCCGCGCGCCCUCCCCGCUCCCGCGCGGCGGCGUCUCGGAGAUCGCGCUGGACCCCGGCUUGUGGUCACGGCUGGAGGAAAAAGCGCGGGCUGAGCGCGAACGAGACCCGACGGGGAGCCUGGCCAAGGAAAGCGGAGACAACGGAGAGGACGACGGCGGCGGGGAAGACAAGAGCGAGAAGGGGGCGGGACCUACAAGUGCGGGUUGGCGCGCGGUUCGCCGCAUCUUGGACAGGGUCCUGGCGCCGGCGCGCCGCUUGCGGCGUCCGUUGCCUAGCAAUGUGCUCUACUGUCCAGAGGUCAAGGACAUUGCCCACAUGACCCAUUGCACGCUGUAACCGAAGAACCUGGGAGCUAUGGCAGAGAAGGCAGGUGGGAGCAGCAUCUUCUUCGGGCGUGCUCUAAUACAAAGGGUUGAUGUCAAGACUGCCCUCUCUGAUGCUGGAAUUGGUACGUUCGUGAUGGAGUUGAACAGAAAGUACCCUAGGUGGUGUGAAUUUUGAGCGGCGGAGGCUCCUAGACUGCCAGCUUCACAUUGUGUUCAGGAUGGCGGUGGCCAAGGGAUAAUAAAAACAGAGUGUACGGUGAUGUGGGAAGAAAACAUUCAGAGCUAUAGGCUUCGCGUUUGUUCAGGGAGGCUGUGGUGUAAGCAGCACAUCCUGUUUUCGCAGUGGUCAGUGGUUGGAAGUGUUUACUUUAAAAAAGACAGGACAGGGGAUAAGCUAAUGAUGUCAAUCUCACUUGUCUGGUUAUGUGUGUGCUGGCAUGCCAUCUUCCCACUCUUGGUUCCUUGUUCUAGAAAUUACUGUGUUGCCUCCCUGAUUAUGAUUGGAAGCCUUGCAUACACAAUCUCCCUUCAGCUUGAUAAGGCAGGUACGGAAAAUGUCCAAGUGGCGUUUAUAUGAGGCCUUAAUUAAGGCUUAUCAAGGAUGGGUGAGCCACUUGAUAAAGGAAUCAAAAUUUAACCUUUAUCUGUUAUCUUUACAGACUCUGUAGCAAUACUGGGGGAAAAAAAAGAUGCUCACAUAAUUUUGUUUGUGUCCCAUAAUGGGACAUGGCUUAUCAUAUGUGAUUAGUUCUAUUUUAAAGUCCUGUAAAUAUCUUACUAUAGACUUAAAAUCAAGACCAACAGUGUUGGUCUCACAGCUUGCUAGAAGUGCAGAAUUUCAGGACCCCAGUCCUCAUUCCCAGACUAGGUUUUCAGAAUCCCAGGUGAUGUAAGUUAAGAAGCACUGGUUUAGAUCUUAGUCACUCCAGGAUGUCAUCAUCACCUGUGGGUGGGACAUUUAAAACACUGAUGACACCCUGCUUUAAGGUUCUAAAGUGACAUUCUAUUGUGGAAGAAAACAUUCUUUUCUGAGCUAAAAAUGUGAAUUUACAAUAGACCUCAGUUUUCAGAGGUCUUCAAGAGCUUUUUAUUGACAAUAAUUUAUCUAGUUAUAGAGUAUAAACCUGUUUAAAAAGUUUUGUCAUUUUCCUGUCCUUAAUUUCAGCUAAAUGUCCUCUUUUGGAGUCCAGCAUGCAUCUGUUGCGAUGUACCUUAUUGUCAUAUUUCUGUAUAUGUGCUGUCAAAGUGAAUGCUGCAUUUAUUUUCUAAUAUUUUAUGUUUUGAGUAUUUCCAGAGUGUAAACUCCAAAUGACUGUCUCUAGUGCCAAUCGCAGUGUUAAUGUAUAAUAUGUACUCAAAAAAUGUUUGCUGAAUUUAUUUUUAAUGUAAGUCUCAAGAAUAAAGUAUCUUGGCUCACUCAA